This is a messenger RNA of Trifolium pratense (red clover), 4582 nucleotides long. RefSeq names its product disease resistance protein Roq1-like. The transcript is spliced from 5 exons. Gene Ontology annotation, biological process: defense response; signal transduction. Gene Ontology annotation, molecular function: ADP binding; ATP hydrolysis activity. The record is from RefSeq and is a predicted model, not a curated record. The coding region runs from base 140 to 3349 and encodes 1069 amino acids. Lineage: Eukaryota; Viridiplantae; Streptophyta; Magnoliopsida; Fabales; Fabaceae.
ACUUUCUGACAUUUGUUAUAUUAUAUAUAUCAUAGAUUCAUAGUCUUCUCAUCCAUAUUCUUACCACAUCCAUAUUAUUUUUCAUAAUCUUAGGCUAGUACCCAAUCUUAUUCUUACCUUCAUUUUCUUCUAUAUUCUCAUGGAUUUUGGAUCACCUUCUUCAUUCACUUACGAUGUUUUCAUCAGUUUCAGAGGCACUGAUACUCGUUUUGGUUUUACCGGCUAUCUCCACAAAGCUCUUUCUGAUAAAGGAAUCCGCACUUUCAUUGAUGACAAGAACCUUCAAAGAGGUGACGAAAUCACACCAUCACUUAUCAAAGCCAUUGAAGAGUCUAUGAUAUUCAUUCCUGUGUUCUCUAUCAACUAUGCUUCUUCUUCGUUUUGCCUUGACGAACUUGUCCACAUCAUUCAUUGCUUCAAGGAAAAGAAGGGUCGCAAAAUUUUGCCUGUUUUCUACAAUGUUGAUCCUUCUCACGUGCGGCAUCAGAAUGGAAGUUAUGGUGAAGCAUUGGCUAAGCAUGAAGAGUUGAUAAAAAAUAACAAGGAAACGUCCAUAUGUUACACAGAGAGGUUGAAGAAUUGGAAAAUGGCUCUUUACCAAACUGCUAACUUGGCUGGCCACCAUUUCAGUCAUGGGAAUGGAUAUGAAUAUGAAUUCAUUGGAAAGAUAGUUACAGAGGUGUCAAACAGGAUCAAUCGUGCUCCUUUACAUGUUGCAGAUCACCCCGUUGGAUUGGAGUCUCGAGUAUUAAAAGUGAAGUCACUUCUAGAUGUUGACUCAUCUAACGAUGAAGUCCGCAUGAUAGGAAUCUGUGGGAUUGGUGGCAUAGGUAAAACAACACUUGCUCGAGCCAUUUACAAUUUGAUUUCUUACCAAUUUGAAGUUUCGUGUUUUCUUCACAAUGUGAAAGAACAUUCAGCUAAACAUGGCCUAGAACAUGUCCAAGAGGAACUUCUUUCAAAAACAGUUGAAUUGAAUCAUAAGUUAGGAGAUGUUUCUGAGGGAAUUCCUAUCAUAAAACAAAUGCUACAAGAUAAGAAUGUUCUAUUGAUUCUCGAUGAUGUAGACGAACUGAAGCAGCUGCAGGUUCUGGCUGGAGGGCUUGACUGGUUCGGUCCUGACAGCAAAGUCAUCAUUACCACUCGAGACAAACAAUUGCUAACCAGUCAUGGGGUUGAAAUAACAUAUGAAGUAGAUGAGUUAAAUGUGGAUGAAGCUCUUGAAUUGUUGACGUGGAAGGCAUUUAAAAAUAACAAUGUUGAUUCAAGUUACAAGUACAUUUUACGACGUGCAGUAAGUUACGCUUCUGGCCUACCAUUAGCUUUAGAAGUAGUGGGUUCCAACUUGUUUGGAAUGGAUAUAGGAGAAUGGGAAUCUAUAUUAGAUCGGUAUGAAAGGAUCCCGAAUAAAGAGAUUCAAAAGAUACUUAAAGUAAGCUUUGAUUCUUUGGAAAAAGAUGAGCAGAGUGUCUUUCUCGACAUUGCUUGUUGCUUCAAUGGGUAUAAGAUGACAGAGAUCAAAGAUAUACUUCAUGCUCAUUACGGUCAUAACAUCAAAUAUCACAUUAGAGUGUUGGUUAACAAAUCUCUUAUACAGAUUAGUUGGCACGGGCAAAGUUAUAGUUGGACAGUACAUGACUUGAUAGAGCACAUGUGUAAAGAAAUUGUCCGACUAGAAUCUCCUGAAGAUCCUGGAGAACGCAGUAGGUUGUGGUCGGAAGAAGAUAUAGUUCAAGUUUUAGAAGAAAAUACGGGAACAAGUAGAAUUGAAAUUAUAUGUAUGGAUGACCUGUCGUUAGAUGUUAGAGACGUAAGAGUAGCAUGGAAGGGAGAUGCUUUCAAGAAGACAAAAAACCUCAAAACUUUGAUUAUUAAAAGUGGCAUCUUUUCCAAAGGUCCUAAACAUCUUCCAAAUAGUUUGAGAUUUCUAGAAUGGCACAGAUAUCCUUCACAGGAUAUACCAUCUGAUUUUUGUCCGAAGAAACUUUCUGUAUGUAAGCUACCUAGAAGUUUGCUUAAAUCAUUUGAGUCGCCUUCCUCAUUGAAGAGGUUCAUAAAUAUGAAGGAGUUAAAUUUGGACUACUGUGGAAGUCUAAAACGGAUACUUGAUGUAUCUGGUCUUCAAAAUUUAGAAAUAUUCUCAAUAAAAAAAUGUAUAAAUUUGAUUGAAAUCCACCAUUCUAUUGGUUUCCUGAGUAAACUUCAAAUCCUAGUUGCUGAAGGUUGCUGCAAGCUUAGGAGUUUUCCGUCCAUGAAGUUAACUUCUCUUUAUCAACUGGAUCUUUCAUCUUGUGCGAGUCUCAAGAGUUUUCCAGAAAUAUUAGAAGAGAUGGAAAAUAUAGCAUCACUUGUAUUGGUGGGAACUUCAAUAGAAGAGUUGCCAUUUUCAUUUCACAAUCUCACUGGGCUUCAUAGUUUACAAAUAGAGGCACGCGGAAUACUUAAGUUGACUAAUAGUAUUAUCAUGAUGCCAAAAUUGUUGUGGAUUACUAUUAAGGGAGGUCUAUUAUUGCCAAACCAGAAUGUUAAACUGAAUUCUAUGAUGUCUUCAAAUGUGCAAAAACUUCAGCUCAUAGAAUGCAACUUGUCCGAAGAAUCUCUUGCAAUGCUUCUCAUGUGGUUUACUAAUGUGAAAUAUUUAAAUCUGUCGGGGAGUAAUGUCACAAUUCUUCCAGAAUGCAUCAAAGAGUCUCACUUUUUAAGGCGGCUAUAUUUGGAUGAUUGCAAAUGGCUUCGAGAAAUUAGAGGCGUUCCACCAAAUUUGAAACAUUUAUCUGCAUUACGCUGCAAAUCAUUGACUUCCUCAUGCAGGAGCAUGCUACUAAAUAAGGAACUACAUGAGGCUGGAAAAACGAACUUUCGUAUGACAGGAAAAGAAAGUAUUCCAGAGUGGCUUGAGCACCGAAGCAUAGGACAGUCAAUUUCUUUCUGGUUUCGGAACAAGCUCCCUGCUGUUGUUGUCUUCUUUGUCAUUAAAUCGAUGCAUAAAAAGCACUCACUCAAUGAAUUUCUUUCAUUAAGACCCAACUUUUUCAUCAAUGGCUAUGAAUGUCAAUGUGGUCUUAGCCAUGGGAGUAAUAUCGGAGUAGAACUGGAAAAUACGUAUCUAUAUGAUCUUCAACUGGAGGACAUGAGAUUCAAUUCUAUACUACACAAUGCACUUAAAAAAAAUGAAUGGAUCCAUGUGGAGAUUAUGUGUGUGUCUUCAAAGAUGAUAUCACUCCUUACAGAAUUUGGAAUCCAUGUAUUAAAUCAGAAAAGUAGCAUGGAGGAUAUUCAAUUCAAAAAUCCUUGCAAAAAGAGAAAGUUAUUAUUGGAUGAUAAUGUCGAUGAUCAUUAUUCACAAUGAUCGUGAUGUUAUUUGACUAUGUUGGUUCAAACUGGUACCUUGGUCUACAAGUGAGUGAAAAUGUCACUUGAAGCUUGAUUUUCAAAAUUUGUGAUACUUCUUCUCAAUAAAAUUUCAUACAUUGCUUUAAAUUCUCACCCUGCAUAAAAGUUCCCUGCACUGUACAAAAUGAAAUGAAAAGGAAUAAGAAAUAUUAAAUGAUUAAUUUGAAUGAUUCUGAUUUUCCUGAAUGUAAUAUGAGAAUGUGUUACAACUUACAAGAGUUAUGUCAACCUUUAAUCAACUUCUCUUCUUUUUUUCAAAUUUCAACUUUAUCCACUUUUUACAAUAUGAAUGGUCUAGAUUACACAUUAUUCUCUCGAUUGUUUUUUACAAUUGAGAGAAUCCAUUCUCUGGAAGUUUCAAAAGUCUUUGGUCAAUGGAUCCUCUUAGGUGUUGCCAAUUUUAUCAGUUUCACUUCUUGACUUAUUUUGAGAGCCGACGAGAGACUCUCAUCCACAUUUUUAUACUUCUCACACCUUCAUUUCUUUUCUAUCCUCAUGGCUAUGUUCCAAUCAUAUUCCUCUUUCUCUUCCUUCUCUUAUGGAUUCACCUAUGACGUGUUCCUAAGUUUCAAAGGCACUGACACUCGCUAUGGUUUUACCGGAAAUCUCUACAAUGCUCUAUGUGACCGUGGAGUCCACACAUUCAUUGACAAUAGGGAGCUUCAUGGAGGUGAUGAAAUCACACCAACACUUGUCAAGGCCAUCGAAGAGACUAUAAUUUUCAUUCCAAUAUUCUCUAUCAAUUAUGCUUCUUCUUCAUUUUGUUUGGACGAACUUGUUCACAUCAUUCACUGCUUCAAGGCAAAGGGCUGCUUGGUUUUUCCAGUUUUCUAUGACAUGGAACCUUCUCACGUGCGACAUCAGAUUGAGAGUUAUGGUGAAGCAAUAGCUAAGCAUGAACAUAGGUUCCAAAAUAACCAAGAAAAGUACAACGAAAACAUGAAAAGGCUGAAUAAAUGGAAGAUAGCUCUUAACCAAGCAGCUAACUUGUCCGGAUACCAUUUCAAUCCUAGGUACCCGGCUUUACUCCUAUUAUGCCGGGUAGUAAUUUCAUCUCAAAGAUCAACGAGAAAAGAAAUGCUUAUUUAUUAUUGAACAAGUUUUAAUUAUUUGUAUGUAAAAAACGAACAAAUAUGAUUUGUAGUAAUAAUAACAAUAUAUAAUUAUCAAUACAUUGAUAUUAAUGUCA